Mytilus californianus (California mussel) is the source of this 3475-nucleotide messenger RNA. RefSeq lists its product as uncharacterized. The record is from RefSeq and is a predicted model, not a curated record. Lineage: Eukaryota; Metazoa; Mollusca; Bivalvia; Mytilida; Mytilidae. The transcript has 4 exons. The coding region runs from base 92 to 553 and encodes 153 amino acids.
CAAUUGUUUAAAACAAGAACAUACCAUUGAGACUAAAAGGGUUUGGAUGUAUAGCCAAUAGCAUUCAAACUUUUAGUAUAGGACAGCAAAUAUGGAUUUCGUAUCAUUCAUAGUUGUUAUAUUCCCGUUAAUUACAAAUGUGAAAGGUCAGUCGUGUUACUUGGGCUACCACUCUUGUACAGGAUAUCAUUGGUGCUGUCCUGAUGCUUACAUUUGCACUGGGUCUACAACCUGUUUAUCCAUAGGUGCAAUAGUCGGAGCCUGCAUUGGAGCUAUAGUUGGUCUAGUUUUUUUCAUCGUCCUCAUAUACCUCUGCUGCAGAUCGAAGAAAGGCACAGUUGGAACUGUUGUAGCACAUCCAGGUGUCCAUACCACAGUAGUUGGACAGCAACAGUAUGGGCAGCCAGCUUAUGGACAACCGCCCCAAUACGGUCAACUACAGUACAGUCAACCACAGUACAAUCAACCACAGUACAGUCAACCACAGUAUGGACAACCAAGCGGUUUUGCACAGCCAGGCCAGGAUCCUGCAUAUCCACCCACUAAACAAUAACUUUUGUGCUACAGCUACUGUUUCAGGAACUAGACGUUUAUAUAAUUAUUGAUAUUUCAUUGUUUGGAUUUAAUUUACUUAACGUCAUACGAUACAGUUUUGAUCACAUGGUCAUUCUUUUACGAAAAUUUGCAAUCAAGCUAUUUUUACCUAAUCAAUUCAAUUAUGUAAUUAAGAAUAUACCUGCAUGUGCUAAAUGUAGAAAUAAAUGGAGUCAAAAUGUUAGACAUUUACUUACAAUUGCAGUUACUUGGACAUUUUUUAUCCUUCGGACAGACAUACCUCACUUUUUUUUUGUAAAAAGAUUAAGGAUAUCUGUGUUACAAAAGUAGACUCUUAAUUUGUGUAAGAAUUCUUUUUUUAAUAAUUCAUUUUUUAUUAUAUUUUAAUGGUUUUAGAUAAAAACGUCAUUUUUUGCUGUAUAUCUAUCUAAUCUAAAAGAAAUUAUCGGAGAUUUCUUCAUAAAAUUUGGAACAAAUAAUCUUCAUACAGUAUCAAGUCAAAUGUCAUUAAAAAAAGGGGUCCAUGUACUCGUAUUCAAAAUAAUGAUUAAAAUCACUCGAAAAAUACAUCUUUUACCGAUUUGUUGCAGUUUUUCGUCGCGAAAAAUAACAUGUCACGUUAGCAACGUCAUUAUCUCCCCUGUAACUGUAUCGUAUGCCCUUAACUGAUUUACAUACAUUUCCGUUUUACAGUAAAGAAAAUGAAAAUAUGGAAAUAUCAUCCAGUUAAAGGCCCCGAAAUCAUGAAUAGUUAAAUUUGUGAAAAAUAGUUAGAUUUAUUUAACAUAAAACUUCCAAACUAGACUAUUUUAAUUGUUAGCUUAAAGGGGUAUUUUAUACAGUAUGUGUGUGUACACCAACCACUUUUACAUUUAGAUUUGAAAAUUCCAUUCAAAGGUAUACACAGAUGUUUUGAUUCAAAUGUUUACCCUUUUUUAAAAUGCAUUAACUGCCAAAUUCAUGAUUCAUCGUAUUGAUACAAACUAUAACGUAUAUAAUAAUCCUAAAAGUUCCACGGGAAAAAAUUAACAAUGCACGAAAUCGUAGAAUACCAACAUAUUGGUUUAUAUCUUCUUCAUUUGAAAUCUGCUGGAUAGUUGCUCAUCAUUUGACUUAAAAUCUUAUCUUAGGUUUGGUUUACAAAUGCAUUAGAGAUCACUUAUCAGAUAAAUCAGCAUUUGUGCACUGUUACUUUCUAUUGAAACAGGAAGUUUAAACCAAAGAAUUUAGCAAAUGAAAGAUUCUGCAAACCUUUCAAUGACAAAGAAGAAGACAAAUGACCCUUUCUUUACAAAAAGGUAAAACAUGCUACACAGAGGAACAACUGAUCAGCAUGAGUUUCUCGUUGAAAACAUAUUUGUUGAAUUUAGAGGUAGACUUUUUAAGCAAGUUGUCGGCAUUCCUAUGGGAACGGACUAUGCACUUCUCCUUGCCGACCUCUUUUUAUUUUCAUAUGAAUCGGAGUUCCUUCAGACAAAAAAAACCCAGAAAAUGAAAGAAGCCCGAUCAUUUAAUUUCACAUUCAGAUAUAUUGAUGAUGUUCUUUCCAUUAACAAUCCAAACUUUUCUGAUUUGGCUCCAUUAAUAUAUCCUCCAGAACUAGAAAUUAAAGAAACAACAGACACGGCUUCCUCCGCCUUAUUUUUCGACUUAUACCUCAAAUUUGACAUAAGUUGUCAACUCAAUACCAGAAUCUAUGACAAGCGAGACGAUUUUAAUUUUGAAAUUAUAAAUUUUCCCCACCUUAGCAGCAAUAUACCAACUUCAUCUGCAUAUGGAAUAUGCAUUUCAUAACUCAUUCGGUAUUCAAGAGCUUGCAACUGCUACUCAGACUUUAUAAAACGUCACCAGUGUCUGAGCAGAAAGUUGACGAGCCAAGGUUAUGUCAUAGAACGUCUCGUCCUGUUUCUAAAAAAAUUCAUUGGAGGAUACCAAGACCCUGUUGAUAAAGAUGACAUAUCAACUUCACAAACAAUACAUGAUGGGUCUUGCAGUAUAGAUUGUAGGUAUUGACGUUGUGUUGCAUCUUAAUUACGUGUUAAAGUUCCCUUUUUUUUGUCAUAGUAUAUUUUCAACCUUUACUGUGUAUCCAUUUUUUUAUUAUAUACGUAUGACGUGAAUCGGUACUUAUACAUCCCGACAUUGUGUUAUUGUACUAUGGUCAAAUUUGAGUUCUUGUCUUUCGUUUUUGCUUAUGUGCUUUGUGUAAAUGCCUUUUUAUGUUUCUUUGUUGAAACAGGUAUGUGUUUUUAUAGUGAUUAAGAUUAUAUUACAAUGUUGACUGCUGUACCCCAAUUUUUGAUGUUUUUACCUACUAUGUCUGUAUAUUUUGCUCACACAUUGUUGUCAAUAUAAUGGAAUUCUAUGCGACUGUCAUACAAGUGAGAGCUUUAGCUAGCUAUAAAACCAGAUUUAAUCCACCAUUUUCUACAUAAAGAAAUGUCUGUACCAAGUCAGGAAUAUGACAGUUGUAUUCCAUUCGUUAGAUGUGUUUGAGCUUUUGAUUUCGCUAUUUUAUAAAGGACUUUCCGUUUUGAAUUUCCCUUUGAGUUCGGUAUUUUUGUUAUUUUACUUUUUUAUAUUGUCAACUAUAUAAAACAUUCGAAAAAAGUUUAGUAUUUCAAGAAUUUGAUUUAAGAUGAUAAUAUCAAAUCGAUAAUAUAUUUACUUAAUCCGAAUUAUUGGUGAAUGCCAGACAUAUAUGUAAUUAUUUGAGUCAAGGUUUUGAAAUUGAUUAUAAGACUGUAUGUGAGUUGGUAUAACACAAGUAAUAAAAGUACUACUUUUGGUUAUAACAUAUGGAUAUUUUUGUCUUGUUUUGUAAUAUUUUUUAUUUACAUUAUUUGUCAUGUUAUAUAUGCUGUAUACUUGGAUAACAUAUUAUUAUAUAUGAUUUAUGCAAUACAAUAUUUUUUUAUUU